AUGGAAGGAAUGCCCCUCAAGUACCUCCCCAGCUUCAUCUUCACCACCGACCCGAACGACGUCGUAGUCAACUUCGCCAUGCGGGAAAUCGACCGCGCCGUCACCAAGAAACCCGCCGCCAUCCUCCUCAACACCUUCGACGAGCUGGAGCAAGACGUCCUCGCCCACCUCUCCACCGUCUUCCCGCCGAUCUACACCAUCGGCCCACUCUGCGCCCUCACCAACCACUUCCCUUCUACCAAGCAUGAGCCCCUCGCCUCCAUCGGCUCCAACCUCUGGACCGACGAGCCCGAGUGCCUCAAGUGGCUCGACGCCCACGCGCCCGGGUCCGUCGUGUUCGUCAACUUCGGGAGCGUCACGGUCAUGUCCCCGGGCCAGCUGGUGGAGUUCGCGUGGGGGCUGGCCAACACGAAGGUGCCGUUUCUGUGGAUCAUCCGGCCGGAUAUUGUCCGUGGAGAGACCGCGAUCCUGCCCCCGGAGUUCGUGGAGCAGACGGCGGCGCGUGGGAUGAUGGCGGGGUGGUGCCCGCAGGAGGAGGUGCUUAAACAUCCGGCGGUGGGCGGGUUUUUGAGCCACAUGGGGUGGAACUCGUUCUUGGAGAGCGUGUGCGGCGGGGUGCCGGUGGUGUGCUGGCCGUUUUUCGCGGAGCAGCAGAUCAACACGUGGUUCGCGUGUGAAAAGUGGGGGGUUGGGAGGGAGAUCGGGAAUGAUGUGAGGAGGGAGCAGGUGGAGGCGAUGGUGAGGGAGCUGAUGGUCGGGGAGGAGGGGGAGGGGAUGAGGACGAAGGCGGCGGAGUGGAGGAGGAAGGCGGAGGAGGCGGUGGCGCCGGGUUCGGGGUUGUCGUAUGUGAAUUUUGAGAGGCUUGUUGAGGAACUGAUCUGA
This is a messenger RNA of Linum tenue, 882 nucleotides long. NCBI's taxonomy places the organism in Eukaryota, Viridiplantae, Streptophyta, Magnoliopsida, Malpighiales, Linaceae. The record is from the annotation of a GenBank genome assembly.